Molecule: messenger RNA, 4019 nt
Organism: Capsaspora owczarzaki ATCC 30864
Lineage: Eukaryota; Filasterea; Ministeriida; Capsasporidae
Exons: 2
Source: RefSeq, a predicted model, not a curated record
CUGACAAAGUGGCGUUCCUGGACCAACUCAGCGACCUCAUCAAGUCAGCCACCCAGCCAAACGACGACGAGCCAAGGCUGCCCGCCAUCAUUGGCGGCGACUUCAACAACACACCAAACAUCAGCCACCUGUACGUCCAGCCAGAGCCAAGCCAAGAGCCUAGGAGCGCCACACAGGCAAACCACGCUCUCAAGGACUUCAUCAACAAGCACGCACUCGAGGAUGCCUGGCUGCUCAACCACCAUGCCGAUGACCCUGUCGAAUACACACGAUGGCCGAGCAAGAACCAGACACACCGAGCCUCCCGCAUCGACCUCAUGCUCCUGUCAUCCAACCUCCCGCUCACAAUCAAGUCGACCGCGACCAGGAUUUACCAACACUCGGAUCAUCGAGGCGUCUGUGUGAACCUGGUGGCGCCGUCCGCGGAAGACAGAUGCACUCCACCCUUCAAGCUGAACGACACCAUUCUCGAACACGCUGGCUUCUGCGGCAUGGUACUCAACGAGAUAGCAGAGCUGGCGCGCCGCCCCGACCCCGAGAACCACUGGACUGCUUUCAAGGCCGACGUAGCAUGGCUAGCCCAGUGCCUGUGCGGCUCCAUUGCGAAAGACCGGGCGAAGGCUCUGGCCCAAGCGAGCCGCAAGCUCAAAAUCAUCGAAGGCAAUCUCCUCGCAGCAACAUCCCCCGCAGAGGCAAAACUGCUUGCAGCCGAACGAGCGGAGCAGGAAGCCCGUGUCAAAGCUGAGCUCGAGCAUCGCGCGCAAGGAGCACGAGUCCGCUCGGCCAAAAAGUGGCGCACCGAGGGCGAACACCCCACCUCCUUCUACUUCUCGCUCGAAAAGCAGUCCCAAAAGGCGACGCACAUCCCAAUGCUCCUCGUCGACGGCAAAGAAGUCACCGAUGCGGCCGGCAUCACAGACGCCCAGCGUGACUUCUACGCUAAGCUCUAUGCGCACGUACCCAUUGACCCAGCAGCUGCCCGGCACAUCCUCAGCCAUGCAAAGCCCAACGAGAUGCUCGACGACGAGGACCACGAGUUGAUGAGCAGACCGCUGGAGGCAUGGGAGAUCGUCCACGCCAUCAACAAAACUGCACCUGGCAAGUCCCCAGGGCCCGACGGGCUGGGCACUGCGUUUUACAAGAAGUUCAAGCACGAGCUGGCCCCAAUCCUCGCCGCCAUCGCCAACCGCUCGCUCGAAAAUGGUCGCCUUCCGGAAUACAUGCAGGACGGCUUCGUCAAGCUGCUGUACAAGAAAGGCCCGCGCUCUGACCUUGGCAACUACCGACCAAUCUCGUUGCUGAACUGCGACUUCAAACUCCUGACCAAAGCAGUGAUCGCUCGGCUGCAGCUGGUGGUCAACGACAUCAUACCACUCAACCAAAACGGUUUUGUCACCUCUCGGACCAUCGAUGGCUGCGUCCAUCUCACCCGAGAUGUGAUUGAUCUGUGCAACACCAUCAAAACCCCUGGAGUGAUUGCCAUGACAGACGCGUCCAAGGCGUUCGACAAGGUCUCACACGACUUCCUGUAUGCUGCACUCAGAGCGUACGGAGUCGGGCCAGGCUACAUCAACAUGAUCAAACUCUACAACACCAAUGGCCGCUCCGCGAUGGUGUACCAAGGCCGAGUCUCGGAUCACUUUCCAAUUCAAAGGUCGGUGCGCCAGGGAGGCUGCGACUCGCCGACGCUCUUCGCGUUCUACGCCUGCGCCAUCGUAGACUACAUCACGUACGGCACAAAGCUCAAGCUGUUGCGGAUCCCCAGCAGCAAUCUCAAAGCCGAUCGCAAGCGUGGCCGAGCGAAUGAGGACCGGCCAGACGAUCUUGUCAUCCUCCCCACCCUCUUCGCAGAUGACUCGUCCUACUUUCUCGCCUCACCAGCAGACGUCCCAAACCUGCUGAACGAGCUCAAGUUUGUGGGGACGGCCACAAAUCUGGAAAUCAAUGCACCAAAGACCACCAUCAUCCCGCUCGGACCAACUGCAACGCGCAAGCCUCCCCCCGACCUGGAAGGCCUCGAGUGGGUUGGACCAAACUCUACGACGCGCUACCUCGGUGUCAUGCUCGGCCACGGUGAUCUGACCGUCGCAAACUUUGGCGACCUACUUGACAAGCUGCACGGCCAGCUGUCGAGAUGGCUCGUCCACGGACCGUCACUCCCAGGUCGUGUGCUCAUCGCCAACACCAUUGCGCUGUCCAAAGUCUGGUACCGAGCGAGGUUUGUGCCCCUCUCGUCCGAGCAGACAGCAAAACUCACCCGCAUCAUCGACAAGUUCCUCUGGCACCCAAGCAAAUGGCCGCGAACUCACCAGGCCAACGUCGCAGCACCAAUCAAAUCCGUGGCAUGCGGACUCGGACUCAUCCCUGUUCGGCGUCACCUCAAAGCCCUCCUCGCCCAAGCCGCCCUGGCAUGGUGUCAGCCGCUGGUGAUCAAGGCCUCGUCAGACUUUAUUGGCAUCUCUGCAUUCUGGCACAAAGCCUUUGAGGCAUGGCACGAGCUCAGGCCAGAGCUCCAAACCCCUGCCUGCCGCGACGAGGCGCUCGCUCACCCUCUCUGGGACUCACCGGACAUUCAGGACGGCGGCAAGCCGCUCUGGUGGCCGAGCUGGAUCCUCAACGGAUACAUGCGCGUCCGCGACCUGCGCCGCUUCAUCGGUAACCCAGCUAGAGAAGAGUGGUCCCCGCUCUCGCUCGUCCAAAGCUUCACCAACGCAAAAUACUACAACACGCUCCACGAGGCACUCGACCGGAGCCAGCUCUCGUCGCUCGUAGAGCAGGAUAGCUCCACAAUCCCGUCAGUGCAAGAUCUACCGUGGUGCUGGGCCCAACCAGCCGACGACGACGACGCCAAUCCCAAACUCUUCAGAGUUGUCAAACUCCGCACGGGCAGCCCGCUCACAAGCAGCUCACUCGGAGCCGGCCAAGUGUUCUACGAGUCGGAGAACGCCCUGAUCGCACCUGCCCAGCCAGGCCUAGUCCUCCUAGUCACCAAGUUCCGCCUGGCAACCGCGCAACACGCCACCGUCGUCUACUGGCGAGCCCCCAACACCAAGCCUGAACCAAACAAGCGGGGAAAGAUUUUCCUCCCACGAAAGCAGCUGUACCAUGUUGGCCGCACUCAACUCAUGCCCCUCAUCUGGAGCAACAUCGUCCUCAACGGUGUUCACUCAAGCGUCCAGAAGCCCCUGCAAGUCACAUCGCACAAGCUCAAACUGAAAACGCUAAGGCAGCUGCUCACUCCACGUCCCUCGAGACCAGACGCCCUCCAAUGGUGGAUCAACAAAGUUGGCUACGUGCCCUUCGAAUCACUGGCCAGCUCCAUCAGAACCAGUCUAGUCACAUCCAAGCAAGCCUCCCUGCUCUGGCGCAUUGCACACCGCACCAACCGACUGGGCGCCGACUGGCUGGAAACAGAUGGUCAAGCCCUGCGCGCCGGCUCGCUCUCCCGCGAAGAGUACGACGACAGAAUUGCCACUGGGCGCUACGACUGCGCGCACUGCAAACACGACGGCCGCUCGGCCAGAGAGACCUGGCACCACAUCCUUGUCCGCUGCCACACAGCCCAAGCGGUUUGGGAAACCGCGAACGCCAUCUUCCAGCACGCUCACUCAAGUUCCCUCCCAAGGUUCGACAAAGCCCUCCUGUUCGGUCCCUUCCCCACCACGCUUGCGCGUAAAAAGGAAAUGCGAGCGCUUGCCACGAUCCUGUACCACCUCGGACGCUGGGCGAUCUGGCGCACCCGCUGCGAAGCAAAAAUCAACAACACAUUCACACCCAGCCACACCACCUUCAUCAAACUCGUCCACUCCCGCGCCCUGCAGGACAUUGUGCCGCGAGCCCCGCCUGCUGACUCUCCCACGUCGAAGAUGUGGGGAAAGUGCAUUGUCAGGUCAGAAGAGAAGACCACCAUUUCACUUCUACCCCCGAAACCCGGUGAGCAUGAGCAAACCGAGUCACCAAGCGGCGCCCGUAAUGACCAGGACGCUGGCACCAAAUUUGCAACCGCAAGAAUAAGUUAA